AUGCUCGCGGCGGUACCAAUUCCCCGACUUUCCGCUUCCCGCUCCCAUCUGCAGACCCUCGUAUUCGCAACGCACGUGGCAAGCUUGCGACCCAUCGCCGUUCUCCUUUCACAAAAUUCUUCGCCGCACCUCGCGGAGUUUAGCGUGACAGGCACCUGCCACGACAAGCGGCGCAGUUUCCGCCAGGAGCGCACUCGUUCUUCGAAAUGUUCCGCCCCAUGCGCCGCAUCCUCCGCCGAACCAUCAGCCCCGGCAGAGAUUCCGUCUCUUGACGAACUCCGUCGGAUGCUGGAGCGGACGGAGAGCGCAACGCAGACGGAGAGAGCAGAAUCGGCGGGUUACCAAGGAUCAGACGGAAAAGGACUCGACAUUGAUGGCGGGAGAGUGUGGGAGAACGUGGCGAGAGCAUCGACGCGGCUGUUCGGGCAGAGUGAGGGCGCGGAGGUGCGGGUGGUGCUGUAUCGCGACGAUGCCGCGUGGUGCCCCUUCUGCCAGCGCGUGUGGCUGCAGCUCGAGGAGAAGCGCAUUCCUUACCGGGUUGAGAAAAUAAACCUCAAGUGCUACGGGCCAAAGCCUGAUUGGUUCUUGCAGCUCGUGCCCAAUGGCAUGCUGCCAGCUGUCCAGCUAGACGGGCGAGUGAUCACAGAGUCCGUGACUAUAAUGAAGGAGAUUGAAGCCGCCUUCCCAAGCCACUCGCCGCUCCUCCCCCCUCCCUCCGACGCGCAAGCAGCAGCGGCAGCAGAGCAGCUGAUGGGUCUGGAAAGAGGGCUGACUCGGGCAUGGCUCAAGUGGACCAAGGGAAAGGAUGCCAUGCGCUGGCUUGGUGGUGGUAGUGGCGGGGCCAGAAGCAGCAGCAGUGGGAGCAGUAGCGGCAGCAGUAGCAGUGGGGAGGGUGCAGGCGAUGAGGAGGAGGGGGAGGGGCGGAGGGAGUUUGAGGCGGCAAUGGAUGCCAUGGAAGAGGCUUUGGUGAAGAGCGGAGGGCCUUACUUCCUUGGGAAAGAGCAGUUCUCCCUUGUUGACGUGACCCACGCGCCUCUCCUGGAGAGAUUCGCUGCCAGCGCACCGUACUGGAAAGGCCUCACAGUGCGGAACAACCCUCGCUGGCCGGCCCUCUCCCGCUGGUACGACGCCAUGGAUGCCCGCAACGCCUACCUCCCUCUCAAGUCUGACGACUUCUCAAUCACCCACUCCCUCGUCCCGCAAAUCGGGCCAGUGAUCGCGAGCGCCGAUCCAACGGCUGUGGCGCGCCGGGCUUAUAUCGAUGGACGGGAUGGGACGGGCGCGUGGGAUCUGCCGCUGGGGGAGGAGGAGACGGCGUGGGGGAGGGAGGAUGGGACGGGGGGGGAGGGGCGGAGGGCGCAGAGAGAGGUGGUGCGGGCGAUUGUGGGGAAUCAUGACAGGCUGGUGGCCUUCUGCCUGCGAUCCUUAGGGCAUUCUACUGCACGCGCCUCUGCCGUUGGUGCUGCUGGUUCUUCUGGGGCUACUGCAAGUGCUGGUGGUGCAGCAAGUGCUGCUGGUGUUGUUGCUGGUGCUGAUGCUGGUGCUCCAAGGAACAACCAGAAUCACGUGGGCCAAGCCGAGCCGCAGCAGCAGCUCAUCACGGCAGAGUCCCUUGCGCCAGCUGUCAGCGAGGCGUUGCGCCACGUGGCGCAUGCACUGCUGGUCGGCAUAGAAGCAGCAGGCCCAUUCCCUGCCAUGUCAAAGGCACUCCAAAAGCCAAGUGGUGGGAGCAGAAGUGAGGAUGUGAGAGCAGCAGGGGAAGAACGGCUGGUGAUGGCUCUUGCGUAUUUGAGGGAUAGAGUUGGGGUGCCAAGGGACUUGAGCUAUCCAGCUGCAAGGCAGCUGAGAGCUCACCUGCAGUGGGUCACUCGAUCAUUAGGAUCCCCAUUGUAG
Messenger RNA from Closterium sp. Naga37s-1, 1893 nucleotides. NCBI's taxonomy places the organism in Eukaryota, Viridiplantae, Streptophyta, Zygnematophyceae, Desmidiales, Closteriaceae. The record is from the annotation of a GenBank genome assembly.